Molecule: messenger RNA, 1869 nt
Organism: Malaya genurostris
Lineage: Eukaryota; Metazoa; Arthropoda; Insecta; Diptera; Culicidae
Gene: OdsH
Product: homeobox protein unc-4
Exons: 4
Coding region: 1069-1737 (222 amino acids)
Biological process (GO): regulation of DNA-templated transcription
Molecular function (GO): DNA-binding transcription factor activity, RNA polymerase II-specific; sequence-specific double-stranded DNA binding
Source: RefSeq, a predicted model, not a curated record
AGAUUAGCCCCUUCCCACUCUCUCGGUGGCUUUGCCAAUAUUCAUCAGUAACCGAGUGGAAAAUGUUUGGGUAUAGUUGAUUAAUAAACUUAGUUUUAUCCAAAAUUUUAUAUCAUCAGGAUUCGAAUUUUUGUUGUCAAUAUGUCCACCAGCCGUCAGUGAUAUGGAAGAAAUAUGUACUUGUUCAUCAGCACGAGAUUUGGUAGAAUUUACAUCAUGCAUUGGUUAUUUACUUUUAGUUUAUAGUAAUUUGAAGAGUGAAUGGCAUUAAGAAUAACAGGUUUAAUAGUGCGAGCAAAGUCAACAGAAUUACUUUUAAUCAAUUUAAAUAUACUAGGAACAGUAUGGCAAUUGGCUAAUUGAAGAAAAAAGAUUAUAUGUUAGGGUGCCAAUAUUUUGGAGACAUAUCUAAUUUCGUGAAGUGGUAGUGCUAAAGAGUUUGAGCACCUCGAAAAAACUUCCUAUGCAAAAUUUGAGCGGUAAGUGGUACCGGCGGUUGAAGAUUGAAAAUUUUUGAUGAUGAUCAUUGUAGAGGGUAUUUUGGAUACCAAAUGCUUUAAAACAUGAAUCGUCGAGAUCUAGUGUCAUCUCUAAAAGAGUCACCUCUGUGAACUUGAAAUUUUCUAUGCCAAAUAACUUUAGAAUUGCCUGAAACGUCGAGAUGACACCAGAUCUAUCGUCUUCCUGCGAAAUAUUUCAGACACGUAUUUUUAAUUUUGCCAUUAGGGUGACCAUUUACAUGAAAUCGAAGAGAUAGAGAGAGAGAGAGAUUUAAAUAUACAUUUAAUUCUUUCCAAUACGCAAUAAAUUGUUUGAUUACCCGUGAUCAUAAUUUUUGUUUUAAUUUUUGUUAUUUCAUAUUUUGAUAGGGCCUAAUCUAGUUGAAAUAAUGUUUAACGUUUUUCACAAUUUCAGAUACAUCGGGUGCCGGAGCUAUCUAGGGAUAUUAGUAUAUAGCCUUGGACUUCUCACCCAAAAAAGAUGACGGUUUUUAGUGAUGAAUUCUGCCUGGAACCAAGCAAUGUAUUUAAUAACGAACCUUAAACUAAUUGUGUAUCCUCACCACUUAUGGGUUCAGUUGCCGAUGGAGAAGAGGAAAACUGUGCUUUAAAACGACGAAGAUCGCGGACUAAUUUCAAUUCAUGGCAGUUAGAAGAGUUAGAACGAGCUUUCGCAGCCAGUCACUAUCCAGAUGUUUUUAUGCGGGAAGCACUAGCUGUGCGACUUGAUUUGAAAGAAAGCAGAGUUGCGGUUUGGUUCCAAAACCGUAGAGCAAAAUGGAGGAAAAAAGAGCAUACCAAAAAAGGGCCUGGUAGACCGGCGCAUAAUGCUCAUCCCCAGUCUUGUUCAGGAGAACCUAUCCCACCUAACGAGCUAAAGGCAAGGGAAAAAGCACGACGGCGGAAAAAAUUAACAAAAGCCCUUGAGAGACAGGCUAGAAAACUUCGAUCAAAAGGCAUUGCAGUUGAUUUGGAGGUGCUUAAAGCAGAAUAUUUAUCCCAGCAUCGCAAUACCUCUAGCUCCGACAGUGAAGCAGGCGGCUACGAUGACGAAGAUGAUGAUGAAGAUCAAAUCGAUGUAGUUGGCGGAACAGAAUCCAAUGAGACACCAGAAGACUGUUUAAUAGAAAGGCGUGACAGUGUUGACGACACAGUAGAUGAAAAUACAGAUAUGCACAAACAUAUCAUAAGGCCAAAUCCAUUUAGUAUAGAGUCAUUGUUAAACAAUAGCUCGUGAAAUUUCUGCAGUAAGAUUUUCUAUCCAGAAUACUAUGAGGAUGCUACUUUUGUGUACAACUAGAUUAUUUCAGUUACAAACUAUCCUUGGGUAUAUACCGUAUUCACAGUGACAUAUUCAAUAAUCGAUACU